This is a messenger RNA of Phoenix dactylifera (date palm), 816 nucleotides long. Its product is annotated as cytochrome c oxidase-like protein. The record is from RefSeq and is a predicted model, not a curated record. Lineage: Eukaryota; Viridiplantae; Streptophyta; Magnoliopsida; Arecales; Arecaceae. Gene Ontology annotation, molecular function: enzyme regulator activity. Gene Ontology annotation, cellular component: mitochondrial inner membrane. Gene Ontology annotation, biological process: mitochondrial electron transport, cytochrome c to oxygen.
UGCUGAUUAGAUUAGACAUUAGAUAUAUUAGAGAGAGGAGAGUCCCGAGGGGGAAGCAGAGACCGGAUCGUCGAAUCGAGAGUCGCAAGGGAACGAGACGGAGCGAUGGCGACGUCCAUGGCAAGAUCGGGUCUUCGAGCGGCGGCGGCGGCCGCCCUCCGUGGAGAGGCGAAGAGCGGCGCCCGCCCGGUUCUUCUCAACAAGAGGAGCUUCUCCGCCUCUGCCCACCACGACGACGCCUAUGAGACCGCGAAAUGGGAGAAGAUUACAUACGCUGGAAUCGUGACCUGCACCAUUCUGUCCAUCUAUAACCUGUCCAAGGGCCAUCCCCACCAUCCCGAGCCGCCGCCUUACCCAUAUCUGCACAUCCGGAACAAGGAAUUCCCCUGGGAUGGAGAUGCUUCUUUCCCUAUGCAUAGAUGCUAAAUAUUUUAUAGGUGCCUGAAAAAGCUUGUUUCUUAAAAAGGUCCCGAUGGGCUUUUUGAGAAGAAGCAUUCUGAGCACUAGGAUAUACCUUUGUUAGGAGACUUCUAGUUGUGUUCAAUAAUCUCCGCUGGUUGUGAAGUGAAAUUCGAGCAGACAUAUUUCGAAUCUAUCUUCUAGUUUUUCUUUCUUGCAAAUCUAAUAAGCUUGUUGAACCUACUUUCAGUAUUGAAGAUACUGCAGUUUGACAUAAUUGUAUGCUGUAGAUCUCUCAGCAAAUAUGUAGCCUUCGGUUUGGUUGAGCUUUGUUUAAUUUAAAGUAUGCUUGUGCUCGGUUAUCGCUGAGCAGAACUGCUGGAAUGAAGUGUGAUGCAAGUGAACUGCUUUUGUGGA